GGGAUUGUGGCGGCAUUCAUUUCUGUGUUUUGGUCAUUCGGGUACAUUCGCCUCUCUGAUAAGCUUCGAAAAACCGCAAGUGACCCUGCAAAGGCUCCUCCUCGUGCUGAUGUUAUAAGGAGCUUAAAGAAUGGCAUAGUACUGAACCUGUUGGGUAUGGGUGCUUCUGUUCUUGGCAUGCAAGCCACGGUGGGACUGCUGGUUGCUAAGGCUCUUACUUCCUCAGCAAAUCCGUAUUACCAGGGUCUCUCUCCUGGUUACAGUCCCGUUCUUGCCUUGGAUGUAUUCUUAGUGCAGGCAGCGGCUAACACCAUCCUUUCUCAUUUCCUGGGACUUGUUUUCUCAUUAGAGCUGUUGCGCUCAGUGACAUUGCCACCUUCAGAAGGCUUUCCCAUCCCUAGGAUCGCAUAAGUUUUGACUCUAUCUUUUUAGCAUGGUGUGUCUUGUUAAAAAUGCUUUGAAGCCACGAUUUUUGAAGUGUUUUCUCUUCUCCAUGAUAUUAUACAACGGACUCGGUUCUGUAUUAUAUUCGCAGAUUUUGCU
Prunus avium (sweet cherry) is the source of this 543-nucleotide messenger RNA. Lineage: Eukaryota; Viridiplantae; Streptophyta; Magnoliopsida; Rosales; Rosaceae. The record is from RefSeq and is a predicted model, not a curated record.